Ochlerotatus camptorhynchus is the source of this 1335-nucleotide messenger RNA. Its product is annotated as phenoloxidase 8-like. Gene Ontology annotation, molecular function: oxidoreductase activity. The coding region runs from base 1 to 1335 and encodes 444 amino acids. NCBI's taxonomy places the organism in Eukaryota, Metazoa, Arthropoda, Insecta, Diptera, Culicidae. The record is from RefSeq and is a predicted model, not a curated record. The transcript has 5 exons.
AUGCCCCACCCACAGAUGGCCAUCGAUAUUCCGAUGAAUUUUACCGCAUCCGACCGAGAACUAGAACAGAGAAUGGCUUAUUGGCGCGAGGAUAUCGGGGUCAACUUACACCAUUGGCACUGGCACUUGGUGUACCCUGCCGAAGGACCGGACAACGUCGUCCGUAAGGAUCGUAGAGGUGAACUUUUCUAUUACAUGCAUCAACAAACGGUAGCGCGGUACAACACGGAGCGAUUUUGUAACGGUUUACGCAGAGUACGACCCUUCAUUAAUCUUCGAGAACCCAUUCCGGAAGCGUAUUACCCGAAAAUUACCCAGAGCUCUAUCAACCGUUCUUAUCCCGGUCGUGGACGGAACCAACUGUUAACUGAUUUGAACCGUGUCGAAGAUCAAGUGAUCGUAUCGAUCGCUGACAUGGAACUGUGGACUAGCAGAAUAUUUCAAGCAAUCGAUGCAGGUUCUGCUACUGCAACCGAUGGCCGAAAAAUUCCACUCGAUAACAAAGAAGGAAUCGAUGUUCUAGGAAAUAUGGUGGAAAAUUCAACCCUUUCACCCAAUGUCAACUACUACGGAAGACUGCACAACAUGCUUGCCUACAUACACGAUCCAGACAACUCGUUUUUGGAAGGCUUCGGUGUAAUUGGAGACAACACAACGGCUAUGCGUGACCCCGUCUUCUAUCGCUGGCAUCAGCAUAUUGAUGAUGUCUUCCAACGCCACAAACGUCGCUUCAAGCCAUACAGCAAAGAUGAUCUCUCAUAUUCGGAUAUUGAAGUUGAUUCCUUCAACGUUCAACACAAUCGUGCAGGAUCAAAGAGCAACAUUUUACUCACGUUCUGGCAGAGAUCUCAAGUAGAUCUUGGCACAGGACUUGAUUUUGGACCAGAAGGAAACGUGUUUGCCACAUUUACUCACAUUCAGCAUGCACCUUUUACGUAUAGAAUUCAGAUAAAGAACGAUAGUGAAGCUACCAAACGUGGCACAGUUAGACUUUUCCUGGGUCCUAAGAAUGACGAGACUGGAAAAAAUAUUCCUUUCAUUGACCAACGUCGUUGGAUGAUUGAAUUGGAUACCUUUACAGUAAAUUUGAACCCAGGGGAAAACAACAUUGUGCGUCGAUCGGAUCAAUCAAGUGUCACCAUUCCGUAUGAGCGUACGUUCCGCAACGUUACCAUGUCCACUCAGCCGAACAGCGAUCAAUUUCGGUUCUGUAACUGCGGCUGGCCUUCGCAUAUGUUGCUACCGAAGGGAACUCCACAAGGACAGCAGUAUGAUCUGUUCGUCAUGGUGUCAAACUACAAUAAUGAUACGGUGAACCAGGAGUAUAACGAGUAA